AUGGUGAACACCAGAUCUAAAAUCAAGAAAAUCCAGAACACCAUAAACCUCUGGUUCUCGAAGGCUGCCAUGGCCGACACCAAUCAUCUGGCCACGGAGUCUGGAGCUCUGAUCGGUUCCAACGACGAUCUUUUAAUUGAAAUCCUUCUCCGAUUGCCUGUAACCUCUGUUCUUCGAUUCAAAUCUGUAUCCAAACACUGGCGUUCCCUUUUGAGUAACCGGCGAUUUACCCUACUCUAUAAAAAUGCUGGUUUUUUUGCUCGCAGUUUGUGUAUUCCAUUUGAUAAUGAGAACGAAAGCAUUCCUCCUUUUCGUAAUCUCGACUUCUAUCCUGAUCCUCGUGGUAUUAGAAUCAUGCAAUCUUGUAACGGAUUGCUGCUUUGUCGUAGCAAUGAAGGGGACGCACGUGUGUAUAAAUAUUACGUAUUUAAUCCCACCACCAAGCAAUUUGCAGUCAUCCCAUCAAUUCUCGGAGGCAUGGCUUUUCGUAAAACCAUAAUAUUUAUGGCUUUGGCAUUUCAUCAAACAGAUUGUGUUCACUACAAGGUUGUUUGCUUUUACUUUCCUGAGCCUGACGAUGUGAUUAAGGUUCAAAUCUACUCUUCCGAAACAGGGAAAUGGAAGAUUUCAGAUGAUUAUAUGUCUUUACCCGAUUGCUCUAUCGACUACAUAGUUUUUUGGAAUCAAGCGAUCCACUGGUAUCCGUUCGAUGAGAAGUCAUACUUUAAGCUCGACACAGAAGAAUUUCAAUCGUUGCCAUCUGAAGAUUUUGAAAACUGGGAGAUGACACUUUACUUUGGGGAGUCGCGAGGUCAUCUGCAUUUGGUGGAGAGGGUCGAUCGUUUACAGCUUAAUGUGUUCGAGAUGCUAAACGAUCAUUCAGGGUGGUUUCUUAAGUAUCGAGUUGACCUUGAUGAACUUACAGAUGCUUACCCGGAGAUGAUCUGUAGCAAUCUAGAUCCAUUGAGCUUGGAUUAUUACGAAUUUGAUGUGUUUGAUGUGGUUAGGGGUGAAGAAGAAGAAGAAACAUUUAUGGUGAUCAGAGUUCCAGGGAAGGUCAUAAGGUAUAAUGUUGUCGACAAGAGUUUCAAGCAGAUAUCUGACAAGAUCGGACAAACCAGAGGCAUAUAUGUUCAUCGUUAUAUUGAAUCUUUGGUGUCUUUCUAAUAUAAAUAGUAAGGUCCAGUUUGUGUGUAACCUUCAAAAUCCUAUUUUCUACUAUUACUUUAUGAGGAAUCAAAAGGCUAAGCACUCCAAUUGAAGGUUUUGCAUUGAUUUUUACUAUUUUAAUUAGUCUUUGAAAAUGUUAUAUACCAUUGGCACAAAAAGACUACAUAUUGUUAACAAAAUAAAUUGAAAGCACAAUGUUAUUCUUGGGUAGAUUUUUAAAUAUACAAUGUCUCGAUACAAAAAAAAAAAA
Molecule: messenger RNA, 1420 nt
Organism: Lactuca saligna
Lineage: Eukaryota; Viridiplantae; Streptophyta; Magnoliopsida; Asterales; Asteraceae
Source: the annotation of a GenBank genome assembly